AUGAAUAAAAAAAAAAAGCUUAGUGAUGUUGUUAAUAAAAAAUUACAAGAUAAAAUUAAAGAGAACAAAAAUAGUAGUAUUAAAGUACACAAUGAAGCAAUGAAAUUAAUAAAUAAAGAAGUAAUAUUGGAUUAUAGUACUAAUAAAAUAGUAAAUAGUAAAUUUAUUUUAAACAAAUAUUUAAACAUUAUUAGCUAUCUUACAAAAGAAAAUUUAAAUUUAAAAAAGCAAAUAAAAAAAUAUAUUGAUGAGAAUAAUAAAAAAAAUGAUAUUAUCUUGCAAUAUGAAAACGAAAUAAAAAAUAAAAAUGACAUCAUCAAUAAGAUAACAGAAAAAGCACAACUCGAUAUAUCGAAAAAAGAAAUAAAUAAUAUAGAUAAUAAAAAGUCUCAUUCAAAAGAUAUUGUAAAUAUUUGUAAUGACCAACAUACAAUAGAAAUAGAACAUGAUAACAUUGAGACAAAAAAUGAUAAAGAAUAUUUCCCUCAAAAUAAUAAACUUGAUAAAAAUAUAAAUCAAGAAUGUAUAAAUAAAAACGAAGAUACUAAUAAAAUAAACAAUUUUGCUUUAACACCUAAUUAUGAUGAUUAUCCCAUAAACAAAUUUGAGCAAGAGCAAUAUAAUUCACAAAUAUGUGUUAGAAAAACUAUUAGCGAAAAUGACAAUGAUAAGGUAUCAAAUUUUAAUGAAACUAAUAUAUGUGUAAAAAAUAUUGACGAUACUAAUACACAAGAUAUAUGUGAUAAAAGCGAAUCAAAUUUAUUAACAAAUGAUAUUUAUAUAGAAAACAAAUUAUUCGAUAACAAUAAAAACAACGAUGAAUUAAGUUUUGAAAACGACCAUUCUAAUUUUUUUAUAAAAGAUAUUAAAAAAAUAAAGAAUAAUGAUAAAUGUAUUGAUGAGUUAGAUUCCCUAUUGCGCAAUAAUAUUCAUAAGGAAUGUUAUAACUCUUUUGAUGGUACUAAUAAUGAGGAUUUUUUAAAAAAUGUAGAAAAAUUCGAAAGUUAUCAUAAAAAAUGUAAAGAAGAAUAUAAAAAAAUAGAUUCCAUCAAUUGGUAUAUUAAUGAGAAAUCGAAUAAUUCAAGUGAGUUUGGAAGAAAAGAACAAAAAGAAGAUACAAAAGAAGCGAAAGAAGGUGAUAUUGAAAAAGAUGAAAGAAAAAACAAAGAAAUAUAUAACAUAAAUGAACCAGUUAAUUUUCUCAAUCACAAAUCAAUAACAUAUAAUGUAUUUAAAACGAAUAAUUCCAAUAAUAAAAAUAACAAAUUUGACGAAAUAAAACGAGAGACUAUCGAUAAAAUGAAUGCAUUACCAACAGAUACACAAAUGAGCAAAGACAAUAAAAAUACUAACGAAAAAAUAUUAUGUAGUAAUGAUAAUAUUGACAUAAGUAGUGAACAGGAUGUUCCCAAUGAUCUUAAUGAUAGUUAUAGCACAAAAGAAUCAAAUGCGUCUGAAGUAGAAAAAAUAAAUGAUUCAGAAGAUGAAGGGGAUGAAGAUCUUGAAAACAUUAUGUCUACUAUAUUAAAAUUACGAAAAAAAGAAUAA
This is a messenger RNA of Plasmodium yoelii, 1548 nucleotides long. RefSeq names its product conserved Plasmodium protein, unknown function. The record is from RefSeq and is a predicted model, not a curated record. The transcript has a single exon. Bases 1 to 1548 code for a protein of 515 amino acids. NCBI's taxonomy places the organism in Eukaryota, Apicomplexa, Aconoidasida, Haemosporida, Plasmodiidae.